Molecule: messenger RNA, 195 nt
Organism: Peronospora matthiolae
Lineage: Eukaryota; Oomycota; Peronosporomycetes; Peronosporales; Peronosporaceae
Source: the annotation of a GenBank genome assembly
AUGGCUCUCCGCGAAAACCUGACACGCUUCAUACAGUUUCUGAAAAUACCCGGGAAAAUUGAGCGUGAUCGGGUUUACGAUCUGAUCGUACGCAUCCCACGGUUGCUGAUUGUAGAGCUGCUAGAUCUUGGUGUGGAUGACCAGAUGGUAGGACCAGCGAUCGCGAGGGGCCACGAGGAUGACCCGAAAGGGUGA